Ipomoea triloba (trilobed morning glory) is the source of this 2877-nucleotide messenger RNA. Its product is annotated as formin-like protein 4. The record is from RefSeq and is a predicted model, not a curated record. Lineage: Eukaryota; Viridiplantae; Streptophyta; Magnoliopsida; Solanales; Convolvulaceae. Gene Ontology annotation, molecular function: actin filament binding. The coding region runs from base 263 to 2773 and encodes 836 amino acids. Gene Ontology annotation, biological process: actin nucleation; actin cytoskeleton organization. The transcript has 2 exons.
CAAAGUCAAAGGAAUUUGUUAGAAAGGCGUUGGUGUGGGGGUGUUUUCGUAAUUUGAGGUGGGAAGCCAUGGGUGGAGCAUAAGAGAGAAUGUCAGAGUUCAGAAACGAUCAACAAUUUCUCCUCUGAAACUGUCAGCAACACACCAAACCAACCCCCCUAAAAAAAAAAACUAAGUCCAAAACCAAAACAACAAAACCCAUUCCAACAAUGCCCAUAACAUCAUCAUCUUCACCUUCUAACUCUCACACCUUCCAUCAUCCAUGGCUGCCACAUUCUCUCCAUCAAUGAAUCUCCAUUCUCAUUCUCUUCUCUCCUUUCUCAUCAUAAUUCUCUCUGCAAUUCCUCUCUGUUUCUCUCAGCCGCAAAACAUCCAGACUUUCUACCCCUUCGCCCUGCCUCCGCUCCGGCCGCCGCCUAUUCCAACUACUCCAACUACACCCGUUCAACCGCCGUCGCCGCCGCCGUUACUGCCGCCGUCUCCUCCUCCUCCUCCACCGCCAUUGCUGUCUCCGCAGCCAUCGUCGACGAGGAAGGCGGUCGGAACUGCGAUCGGAGCUACCGCGGCAGGUGUACUGGUGCUAUCGGGGAUUUUCUUCGUAAUUUUCGUUAGGUAUUCGCGGAGUAGGAAGGAGAGAGGCGGUGGAACUGCUGUAACUAAUCCUUAUGCUGAUCCUUACCCUAAUGGAGGUAGGGAUGGAGGUGAUCGAGACGAGUUUUCGAGGUUUGGAGGGAAGGUGAAGGGAGUGAUUGUUGAUGAGGAAGGAUUGGAUGUGCUUUACUGGAGAAAACUGGAGAGUGGAGAUGCGAAGGAGAGCUUCAAACGGCAGGUUUUCAGCAAUAAUGGCGAAAAAGUGGAAGAGAAAAGGAUGAUUAGGAGAGGGAGUAGUAAGAAGAAAAGUGUUGGAACGCCGAUUCAUGAAAUUCCUCUGCUUAGAGGCAAAUCUUCAACCUCUCACGAUCCUGCUUGGAAUAAUAUCGCACCUAAUUCUGCUACAAUGGAGAAUCAACACUCUCUAAUCCAACGAGAAUCGCGUUCUCCGCCUUUGCCUCCAUCUCCUCCUCCUCCUCCACCGCCGCCAUUGCCUCUUCAGGCAAUUUCAAGUGCUCCACCUCCACCUCCGCCUCCGCCUCCUCCGCCUCCUCCGCCGCCACCGGUAGCUCCGCCAUUGUCUGUUCAGGCGAUUCCUAGUGCUGCUCGGCCUCCACCGCCGCCGCCGCCUCUUCUGGCGGUUGAAAAGAAGAGUGCUCCGCCGCCUCCACCGCCAGCGCCAUUUAAAAGUCAAAAGCCGCCUCCACCGCUACCGCCUAAAGGAAUCCCAGCUGAUAAGCCCUCAUCGGAACAAGGCACUUCAGGAAACGGAAAGGAACAGGUGAAAUUGAAGCCUCUGCAUUGGGAUAAAGUGAAUGCUAAUGCUGAUCAUUCCAUGGUUUGGAAGAAAAUCGAAGGCGGUUCCUUCAAGUUUGAUGGAGAUCUUAUGGAAGCCCUAUUUGGAUCUGUUGCUGUAAACCGGAAAUCACCUCAAAGAGACAGAAGUUCCUCAGGUCAAAAAGGGGAGAUAUCAGCAGGGCCAAGCCCUCAGAUCUUCAUUCUUGACACCAGGAAAUCACAGAACAUAGCAAUUGUGCUCAAGUCUCUUGGAGUUCCCAGGAGAGAGAUUAUGGAUGCACUCAAUGAGGGGCAAGGCUUAAGUGCAGAAACUCUGGAGAAGCUCUGCAGAGUUUCCCCAACUAGAGAGGAAGAAUCAGACAUCCUUAACUUUGCAGGAGACCCGACAAGGCUAGCCGACGCUGAAUCCUUCCUCUUCUACAUCCUAAAAGCCAUCCCAUCCGCCUUCACUCGUUUCAACGCCAUGCUUUUCCGAUCAAACUAUGGCCCGGAGAUCCUCCAACUCAAUGAGUCUUUACAGACCCUGGAACUGGCUAGCAAUGAGCUUAGAGGCCAAAGACUCUUCAUGAAACUACUCGAGGCCAUUCUGAAAGCCGGGAACAGAAUGAAUGCAGGGACCUCGAGAGGAGAUGCUCAAGCGUUUAACCUCACCGCUCUCAGGAAGCUCUCGGAUGUGAAGAGUAUUGAUGGAAAAACGACAUUGCUCCACUUCGUUGUCCAGGAAGUAAUCAGGGCAGAGGGGAGACGUUGUGUGCUCACUCGUAACCACAGUUUAAGCAGAAGCGGUAGCCAAAUCAGCAGCAUUGCAAGCUCAGAUUACGACCAAGAGAAAGAAUACAUUAUUCUUGGAUUACCUAUCGUUGGUGGCCUGAGUUCCGAGUUCUCCAAUGUGAAAAAGGCUGCUGCAAUAGAUUACGAUGCCCUUUCUAAAACAAGUUUGACGCUAUCAUCUCAAGUAUCUGAAAUCAGGAAACUCGUGGCACAAUGUGGUGCUGCUCGAGGAGGAUUUGCAACAGAGAUGACAGAUUUUCUUGACAGUGCCGAAGGAGAGAUAAAGGGAGCAAGGGAGCAAGAAAUAAGAGUGAUGGAGCUUGUGAAGAGGACAACAGAUUACUACCAAGUAGGAGCUUCAAACAAUAAAACAUGGCAGCCGCUUCAACUGUUCGUGAUCAUCAGUGAUUUUCUGGGAAUGGUUGAUCGGGCGUGUGUUGAAAUUGCAAGAAACCUGCAGAAAAAGAAUCCCGAAUGGCCUGGUGCAGGAUCAUCAUCAUCAUCAACAACGGAAUCACCUGCUGCAAGAACAGUCAGAUUCCCCAAAUUGCCGGCUAAUUUCUUGUCAGAACAAUCAAAGAGCAACCCCAUUGAUUCUACUGAAGGUUCAUAACUGUGUAAUUGUGUAAAUAGAUAGGAAAGGCUAGAAUUUGAAGCCCACAAAGAUUUGUUUAUGUAAACAUUAACCAUUGCAUUUAUUACAUUCUUUCUAAAACA